UGACAGGAUGUGGGAGGCCACGACGAAACACGCCAGGCAAUGCGAGGCCGGCGACAGGGUGUACGCGUACACCGCAGGGCAGACCGGCGGCGUCGGCGGCGCCACCGUGUACGUGAACUCCAUCUGCCAGCUCGUCAAGAUCGAGCUCGCCGGCGUCGAGUGCGUGCCGCAGCACCUCAACAGGGCGCAGAAGGCGUACGUGCACCAGCUGCUUCUUGAGGCGUUCGAGCAGCGCGCCAGCCUCCAGGAGGCCGACAUGCUCCCCCACGCCAGCCACAGCAGCAACGACCUCCCACUCCUGCAGAACGCAGCACCGGCCGUCCCGCCGCCGCUCCCCGCGACUCCGCUCUGGUUCCAGGGCACCCCUGACAUCGACUUCCAGAUCAUCGACGACCUCGCCAACCAAGGCAACUUCGCCUUCAAGAUGUUCGACGAAUGAAAGGGCUAAGAAAAAUCGCCUUCAAGAAGUUUAAGCUGUACAUUAACCAAGCUACUAGUAUUACGUGGUAUGUGUCUACACGAAGAACGUGU
Molecule: messenger RNA, 531 nt
Organism: Lolium perenne
Lineage: Eukaryota; Viridiplantae; Streptophyta; Magnoliopsida; Poales; Poaceae
Biological process (GO): regulation of salicylic acid biosynthetic process
Cellular component (GO): nucleus
Molecular function (GO): sequence-specific DNA binding; DNA-binding transcription factor activity; calmodulin binding
Source: RefSeq, a predicted model, not a curated record